Messenger RNA from Pezoporus flaviventris, 894 nucleotides. RefSeq names its product protein TEX261. The transcript has 6 exons. Bases 24 to 614 code for a protein of 196 amino acids. Gene Ontology annotation, cellular component: COPII-coated ER to Golgi transport vesicle; Golgi membrane; endoplasmic reticulum membrane. The record is from RefSeq and is a predicted model, not a curated record. Gene Ontology annotation, biological process: endoplasmic reticulum to Golgi vesicle-mediated transport. NCBI's taxonomy places the organism in Eukaryota, Metazoa, Chordata, Aves, Psittaciformes, Psittacidae. Gene Ontology annotation, molecular function: COPII receptor activity.
CCGGCCCAGGCCCCGGCCCCGCCAUGUGGUUCAUGUACGCGCUGAGCUGGCUCUCCCUGCUCAUACAGGUGGCCUUCGUCACCCUGGCUAUCGCGGCCGGGCUCUACUACCUGGCGGAGCUGAUCGAGGAGUACACGGUUGUCACCAAGAGGAUCAUCAAGUACAUGAUCUGGUUCUCCUCGGCCGUGCUGGUGGGGCUCUACCUCUUCGAACAGUUCCCUGGCUUCAUGGUUGGAGUGGGGCUCUUCACCAACCUCGUCUACUUUGGGCUGCUGCAGACCUUCCCCUUCAUCGUGCUCACCUCCUCCAACUUCAUCCUGUCCUGUGGGCUGGUUAUAUUCAAUCACUACCUGGCCUUCCAGUACUUCGCUGAGGAGUAUUACCUGUUCUCUGAGGUUCUUGCCUACUUCACCUUCUGCCUCUGGUUAAUCCCUUUUGCUUUCUUCGUCUCCUUGUCGGCUGGGGAGAACGUCCUGCCCUCCACAGUGCAGCCUGGAGACGACGUGGUCUCCAACUACUUCACCAAGGGGAAGAGGGGGAAGCGCUCUGGGAUCCUCCUCAUCUUCUCUUUCAUCAAGGAGGCCAUCCUGCCCAGCCGACAGAAGAUCUACUGAGCAGGGAUGCUGCCCUGAGGGAGCGGGGCAGCCCCAGACUGUGCAGGGGGCUGUGGGGCAGCAGCACUGACCCCAGGCCUCUCACUCCAUCCCUCCUUAGUGUAUCCCAGCGGGAUUUUCCUGGGAAGAGCUGCUGGGAACGCUGGCACCGGGCACUGACUGCAGGGACCGGAUGCAGAGGGAGGGUUCCAUCCAGCUCCAGGACUGCGUGCAAGGAGGAUGCUUGGUUCCAGCUGAGCACAAGGAGGGUCCAAGCUCCCCUCCCUGGCACUGCCCACCU